GCGGCGGUGGCGAAAGCGCCCCCACCCCGGCCCCCUGCGGCCUUUUGGCUGCCCGGGCCGGGAGGCCGCCGAGGAGUCGGCACGGCCGCGCUGCUGGUCUGACAGAAGCAUCCUAAGAUCUUGGUGUCUGGACAUAAGAGUUAUCUUCACCAGUUGUGAAGCACAGCAUCUUUCAAGCCACUGUAGAAAUGGACAAAGAAGAAAAAAAGACUAUCAACAAGGGUCAAGAAGAUGAAAUGGAGAUUCAUGGCUAUAACUUAUGCCACUGGAAGCUCGCCAUUGUUUUUGUGGGAGUGAUUUGUACUGGUGGUUUUCUCCUCCUCCUCCUCUACUGGAUGCCUGAGUGGCGAGUGAAAGCCACGUGUAUUAGAGCUGCAGUUAAAGACUGUGAAGUGGUGCUACUCAGGACCACUGAUGAAUUUAGAAUGUGGUUUUGUGCAAAAAUUCACUUUCUUCCUCUGGAAACUCAACCAAAUUUGAAUGCAAAAUCUUUAGUUAAUAAGAUUUCUAAUGGCCAUGCUGUUCACUUAACUGAGAGUCUGACUGAAGAAAAUAGAUGCGAGAUGAACAAAUUCUCACAGACUCAGUCACAACAGAUGCGUUAUUUUACCCACCAUAGCAUAAGAUAUUUCUGGAAUGAUGCCAUUCACAAUUUUGAUUUCUUAAAGGGACUGGAUGAAGGUGUUUCUUGUACAUCAAUUUAUGAAAAGCAUAGUGCAGGACUGACAAAGGGGAUGCAUGCCUACAGAAAGUUGCUUUAUGGAGUAAAUGAAAUUGCUGUGAAAGUGCCUUCUGUUUUUAAGCUUCUAAUUAAAGAGGUUCUCAACCCAUUUUACAUUUUCCAACUGUUCAGUGUUAUCCUGUGGAGCAUUGAUGAAUACUAUUACUAUGCUCUAGCCAUUGUGAUUAUGUCCAUAGUAUCUAUUAUAAGUUCAUUAUAUUCCAUUAGAAAGCAAUAUGUUAUGUUACAUGACAUGGUGGCAACUCAUAGUACUGUGAGAGUUUCAGUUUGUAGAGUAAAUCAAGAAAUAGAAGAGAUCUUUUCUACGGACCUUGUGCCAGGAGAUGUCAUGAUCAUUCCAUUAAAUGGGACAGUCAUGCCUUGUGAUGCAGUACUUAUUAAUGGUACUUGCAUUGUAAACGAAAGCAUGUUAACAGGAGAAAGUGUUCCAGUGACAAAGACUAAUUUGCCAAAUCCUUCCGUGGAUGUCAAAGGACUGGGGGAGGAGUUAUACAGCCCAGAGACACAUAAGCGCCACACUUUGUUUUGUGGGACGACUGUUAUUCAGACCCGUUUCUACACCGGAGAACUUGUGAAAGCCAUAGUAGUUAGGACAGGAUUUAGUACUUCCAAAGGACAGCUUGUUCGUUCUAUACUGUAUCCCAAGCCAACUGAUUUUAAACUCUAUAGAGAUGCCUACUUGUUUCUACUAUGUCUUGUGGUAGUGGCUGGCAUUGGUUUUAUCUACACAAUCAUCAAUAGCAUUUUAAAUAAGAAAGAAAUUCAGGAAAUAAUUAUUAAGUCUCUUGAUAUCAUUACAAUUACUGUACCACCUGCACUUCCUGCUGCAAUGACUGCUGGGAUUGUAUAUGCUCAGAGAAGACUGAAAAAAGUUGGAAUUUUCUGUAUUAGUCCCCAGAGGAUAAAUAUCUGUGGACAGCUGAAUCUUGUUUGCUUUGACAAGACUGGAACUCUUACCGAAGAUGGUUUGGAUCUGUGGGGGAUUCAGCGAGUGGAAAAUGCCCGGUUUCUUUUACCAGAAGACAAUGUUUGCAGUGAGAUGUUGGUAAAAUCUCAGUUUGUUGCUUGCAUGGCUACUUGUCAUUCUCUUACAAAAAUUGAAGGAGUUCUUUCUGGUGACCCACUUGAUUUGAAAAUGUUUGAAGCCAUUGGAUGGCUCCUUCUGAAGACAACAGGCUGCUCAUAUCUACUCUUUUAUUCUACUUCCAAGUUCUUUCUCUCCUCACUCAAAGGUUGCCAGAUUUUGGAAGAAGCAACUGAAGAAGAAACAGCCCUUCACAACCGAAUUAUGCCCACUGUGGUUCGUCCUUCCAAACAGCUGCUUCCCGAGUCUACAACUGCAGGAAACCAAGAAAUGGAGCUGUUUGAACUUCCAGCUAUUUAUGAGAUAGGAAUUGUUCGCCAGUUCCCAUUUUCUUCUGCUUUACAACGGAUGAGUGUGGUUGCAAGGGUACUAGGUGAUAAGAAAAUGGAUGCCUACAUGAAAGGAGCCCCUGAGGUCGUUGCCAGUCUUUGUAAACCUGAAACAGUUCCAGUUGAAUUUGAAAAAGUUUUAGAAGAUUAUACCAAACAAGGCUUUCGUGUAAUUGCUCUUGCACACAGGAAAUUGGAGUCAAAACUGACAUGGCAUAAAGUACAGCAUAUUAAUAGAGAUGCCAUUGAAAACAACAUGGAUUUUAUGGGAUUGAUUAUAAUGCAGAACAAGUUAAAGGAGGAAACCCCUGCAGUACUUGAAGAUUUGCAUAAAGCCAACAUUCGUACUGUCAUGGUAACAGGUGAUAACAUGUUGACGGCCGUCUCUGUGGCCAGAGACUGUGGGAUGAUUCUACCUCAGGAUAAAGUUAUUAUUGCUGAAGCAUUACCUCCAAAGGAUGGAAAAGUUGCCAAGAUCAAUUGGCAUUAUACAGACUCCCGGACACAGUGUACUGAAUCAGCAAUUGACUCAGAGGUUAUUCCAAUUAAACUUGCCCACGAUAGCUUAGAGGAUCUUCAGUUAACUCGCUACCAUUUUGCGAUGAAUGGAAAGUCAUUUUCAGUGAUACUGGAACAUUUUCAAGAUCUUGUUCCUAAGUUGAUGUUGCAUGGCACCGUGUUUGCUCGAAUGGCACCAGAUCAGAAGACACAGUUGGUGGAAGCAUUGCAGAAUGUAGAUUACUUUGUUGGGAUGUGCGGUGAUGGUGCAAAUGAUUGUGGUGCUUUGAAGAGAGCACAUGGAGGCAUUUCCUUAUCUGAGCUUGAAGCUUCUGUGGCAUCUCCCUUUACUUCUAAGACACCUAGUAUCUCCUGUGUGCCAAACCUCAUCAGGGAAGGCCGUGCUGCUUUAAUGACAUCCUUCUGUGUGUUUAAAUUUAUGGCAUUAUAUAGCAUCAUACAGUACUUCAGUGUUACUCUCCUGUAUUCUAUCCUGAGUAACCUGGGAGACUUCCAGUUUCUCUUCAUUGAUCUGGCAAUCAUUUUGGUAGUAGUAUUUACAAUGAGUUUAAAUCCUGCCUGGAAAGAGCUUGUGGCACAGAGACCACCUUCCGGCCUUAUAUCUGGGGCGCUCCUCUUCUCCGUCUUGUCUCAGAUUAUCAUCUGCGUUGGAUUUCAGUCGCUGGGUUUUUUCUGGGUCAAGCAGUAUAAAGUGUGUGAUCCAUAUUCAGAUGUUUGUAAUACAACAAGAAGUGCGUGUUGGAACUCAUCACACUUAUACAAUGGAACUGAACUCGAUACAUGUAAAAUACAAAAUUAUGAAAAUACCACAGUGUUUUUUAUCUCCAGUUUUCAGUACCUCACAGUGGCAGUUGCCUUUUCAAAAGGAAAACCAUUCAGGCAGCCUUGCUACAAGAAUUAUUUUUUCGUUAUAUCUGUGAUUAUUUUGUAUGUUUUCAUAUUAUUCAUCAUGUUGCAUCCAGUUGCCUCUGUUGACCAGGUUCUUGAGAUUAUGUGUGUACCAUACCAGUGGCGAAUAUAUAUGCUUAUCAUUGUUGUUAUCAAUGCCUUCGUGUCUAUCACGGUGGAGAGCUUCUUCCUUGACACGGUCCUUUGGAAGGUUGUGUUCAAUCGAGACAAACAAGGAGAGUGUCGUUUCACCACCACACAGCCACCACAGGAGUCAGUGGAUCGAUGGGGAAAAUGCUGCUUGUCCUGGGCCCUAAGCUGUAGAAAGAAGACACCGAAAGCAAAGUACAUGUACCUGGCUCAGGAGCUCUUGUUUGAUCCUGAAUGGCCGCCUAAGCCUCAGACAACGACGGAAGCCAAAACUGUAGUAAAGGAGAAUGGAUCAUGUCAGAUCAGCACCAUAGCAUAGCCAAGACUGUCUCUGCUGUGCUAGUGACAGUAUUCAGAAGUAUGACCCUGGGUGUCAGAAUAGCACUGUUCAGUUUAUAUCCCUCUCAUAAUACAAUAGUCAAUUAAAAAAACAAAACAGUAAAUGUCAUUUGCCUCACAGUUAGUUAAUAACUAUAAAUCUGGCUUAUAUGUUCAUGCAGUAACCUAAGUAUGAUAUAUACGUUAUAUUGGGUAUAAGAGGGCUAUGUUUGGGGUUUUAGAUUUUAGCUUUUAACACUUGUUUGCCUCUUUAAAUUUAAUUUUCACAAACUUCCUUAUUCAAAAGUUCUUUUACAUGUAGGCCCUAAAAUUGUGAUCACUAAAAUAAUAUAGUUGUUAAUUGUAAUUAGCCUUCAGUGAAAAUAGGUUGAAAGCCUAUUUUGAUCCAGUGUUUCUCCCAAAGAAUUCUGUUAAAUAUACACCAGUUUCCUUUUAUGAUCUGGAGUUAGGAGUGAGUUUGUGUGUUGUUAUUAUUGUUAAUAGAGCAACUCAGGUAAUUUUCAUUUCUGCUUUUAUAUUCUCUGUGUAGCCUGCCUGGGUGUCACUUUCUAGCCAGCAAGGUGCUCCACUGCUGUCUUGAUGUCCUUCAUAGCGUUCCCGGGAUCCCAUGCUGUGUCUGCAGUCAGCAGUCUAGUUAAGCAAAGAAUUCUUCAACUAGAAAGGUUUUUUUUUCUGAGCCAUGCAUGGUGGUGCAGGCCUAUAUUCCUCCAGAGGAGGCUGAGACAGGAGGAUUGUUCUUAGUCUAAGGAUAGCCUAGAAUAGAUGGUAAAGCCCUGUCUUAGAAUACAUGCGUGCAGAAAGAUUGAGGUUGAUUAUUUUUCUUGGCAAUAAAACUCAUUCAUAUUUCUUCAAACCUAUUAUUUUUCUUUGAAGACUUCUAUCAUUUUAAAUGGUUUCAUUAUAUUUCUCUUUUUAACUUAAAUGAGUGUGACAGUGCUAUUUUUGGUUUUGUUUUGUUUUGAGUUAGACCUUAACGCUCUUUGGUUAGUGAGGCUAAAAGGAUAGUGAAUAUUGAUGAAUUUGAAUGACUUUCAAAGUGAUGUAAACUUGUAGGGCUUGUUUCAUGCCAUUAGGUGGCACCAGAGGUUAUCACAUACCUAUUUUGUUACAAGCGAGCUUGAGAAAAUAAAGAGUAUACAUUUAUUGAGCCAAAAGAAAUGUAGAAAGCAUUUUUCACAUUUGUGUUUUAUCUGACUAAUGUUCAGUUCUCAAGGAACCUUCACAAAGCCUUCCUAGGUAGGACCUGGCAGUUUGGCAGUGCCCAGCUUAGGAAACUGGCAUUGCUUUAAGAUGGACCCUAAUAGCAAACCAAUGUGACAUUAUUCUAUGUUCUUAACUAACCACAUGUGUAUGCUUUCCACUGCUAGUUGAUCAUUACUUUCCUUGUACAUACUUAACUAGUUUACCAAAUGUUACCCAUAUUUGUAGACCCAUUUCUCUCUCUCUCUCUCUCUCUCUAUCUAUCUCUCUCUUUUUUUUUUUAUGUUGCAAAGACCUGAAUGAUGUUUGAUAAUUGUAGAAAAAGUAAAUUAUUCUCAGGAUCACUGUUACUGCUAUUGCCACUAGUGAUUCUUAUAAAAUACAUAACUGAAUUUUUCCAACAAAAUGUAUAUUGCUAUAUGUUAGAUAAUAAGAACAAUUGUCCCAUGAAUGAUUCUAUGAAGCUAUGCAUCUUAGACCUCUUGAGCUGUGAAUUAGCACUAUUUUCUAUAGUUAUUCUCUGUUUUAUACUUUCCAUGUUCAUUUCAAAUAAUGCUCAUGUUAUUCUUAAAUGAUUUUCUGAAUUGUUAGGUCGUAUUCUUUGGUUUAAAUACUGAAGCAUAUAAUUAAUUGCAAACUACAGCUUAGAAACCCAGUAUCAGUUUAUAUAACAUCUUUAAGAGCAUGAUCGUAAAGGCUAUUUUUGACACAUAAUUUUGACAUUUAUAGUUGAUAAGGGAUAUCUCAUCUAUUCAUACUGUUUUCAAAGGAACAAGGUUUUAUGUAGGUGACAGAAAGCAUUUGUAGGAAGUUAGAUUUGAACAUAGACAGGGUAGGUAAUUCCAGUUGAGAAUGUUGUUUGAAGAAUGUUUGUAAAUCCAGACAUGGGUCCUGCUUAGUGCCAUAGGUAGAUUGAGUCUUCUGUAGGUCAUUACAUAGUAAGUUUGGUUCUGAAUUUUACAUUAAAUUAUUUGAGUAUAUAUAGCCCUAAAUUUUAAAAUCUGUACAUAUAUUAUUUUGAUGUAUUAAGAUUGAUAAUAUUGCUGAUUUAAAUUUUAUUUAUGCACAUACUUAAGGACAGAAAUGUCCGGGAAAGUAAUUGUUAAAUAAUGAUAUGUAACUUUUUAACUUUUUAAAUAAAUAACAAGAUUUUUUUAAUGUGGGUCUCCCUCAGGGUUGUUUCAAGUUGUUUGUUUUCCUCCCUCAAAUAUAAAUAAAUAGUGGUAACUAUGUUUUCUAUCUUCCAGCACCAACUGCUGUAAAGCAAUGCUGCAAAUAGUGCUUGGGUGAGAGUGGUGAAACCAACAACAAACCAGUACUUUUUUAAGUUUUAUAAGCCUGAAAUUCGAAAGCUUCCCAAAUUGCACCUUCAUUUAAGCAAACCUAUUAUUUUUAUACUAUUUAUUUUGUUUCCCAUGUUGAUGAAAGUGCUGUGGUUUCAAAGGCAUGGUAAAUAAUGUGUCAUUCACGUGUUAUCUGUUCCAAAAGCAGCAAAAGCUCAUAUCCAGUGAAGAACAACUUCAAACUUUAGAGAAUAUCUGUUCUCUCAUGCAUGCAGUUUGAUGUAUCGAAGAAAAGGGUUUUGUGUAUUUUUGGUGGGAGGCUACUGGGAACUUUUAACAAGAUAGGGUAUUAACUUUUGUACAGUCUUGGCAUUUACACAUAUUUUUAAUGUAUUACAAUUUGGUAAUUAUGUGCACAUGAAAUUAAUAAAAGUUACUUCUUGUUAUGAUUUGUGAAUUCCCUAAGGCAGUGAAUUUUUUAAGUAACUUUAUAUAUCAGAAAUGAUACAUCUUUAUAUUUUUAAGAUUGUAUUGCUGCUCAAGAAUGGUACCCUGUUGUCAAAAAGGUAGAUAUUCAUAAUUGUACAUUCAGCAUUGUAAAUAACCUUAUAAUCUUUUUUGAUUGAAGCUAUUCAAAAUAAAAAAAAAAUUUGAUGAAGUAAA
Meriones unguiculatus (Mongolian gerbil) is the source of this 7197-nucleotide messenger RNA. It is a transcript of the gene Atp13a3, whose product is annotated as ATPase 13A3. Gene Ontology annotation, molecular function: ATP hydrolysis activity; P-type ion transporter activity; polyamine transmembrane transporter activity. Gene Ontology annotation, cellular component: late endosome membrane. The record is from RefSeq and is a predicted model, not a curated record. Lineage: Eukaryota; Metazoa; Chordata; Mammalia; Rodentia; Muridae. The transcript has 35 exons. Bases 189 to 4031 code for a protein of 1280 amino acids. Gene Ontology annotation, biological process: polyamine transmembrane transport; intracellular calcium ion homeostasis.